This is a messenger RNA of Triticum turgidum subsp. durum (durum wheat), 438 nucleotides long. NCBI's taxonomy places the organism in Eukaryota, Viridiplantae, Streptophyta, Magnoliopsida, Poales, Poaceae. The record is from the annotation of a GenBank genome assembly.
AUGGGUUCGCCCGCCCGAGAGAUGCAGGAGAUGGACGAGUUCGUGCUGGUCCCGCACGCCGCGGACCUCUGGUCGUACCAACUCGACGAGGACGACGAUGACCACAAGGCGCGCUUCCUGGCCGGCAACGACGACAAGACGAUCGAUGUGAACCACUUCGCCUCCGAGCCCACGCCCAACGCCGCAGUGCGGUGCGCGUCGGUGGAGCCGCCGGCGCCGUCUGGCUCUGACUCUGAGAGCGAGGGUUCAGUUGAUGACGACGUGGAAUCGGUCGGCGGCCUGUUGGAGAAGGCGUCGGAUGCUGACGAGGACGGGGAGGUGACUAAGGUUUCAGCAAGGCGAGACGCGAGGCUAGAACAGGGGAUGUCGGUGCCGCGGUUUGAGCAUGCGCCGGCCAUGAUCUCAUUCGGGGGUUCCUACGGCGGGCACCUGUUUUGA